UCCACUCGACGAAUAACAAAAAAAAAAAGAAAAUGCCUUUGUCUCUGCUCUCUCCUCUUCCUCUGCUCCACUCAUUCUCUCCGACAAAAUCCACAGUCUCUAGAAUCAGAGCCACGCAGUCUAGACUCCGCUUGUCCGUCGUCAAAGCGACGUCGGAGAAGGGGAGCAGCGGGAAUGUUCCCGAGGACGAUCCAUCUUUCAACCCAUUUGGCUUCGUUACGGACAAUCCCUCUAGCCGGAGCGCAAUUCAGCUGCCGGAGUCUCCUGCUGAAGACGGUAACGUCGGUCAGAUGCUUUACAGGACAGAAGAUAAGGGAAGAGAGUUUGGUUCCACAAUCAAAGCAGGGAAGCUUAGAUGGUUUGUGAGAGAAACUGGAUCAAAGGAGAGUCGUAGAGGAACAGUUGUGUUUCUUCAUGGAGCUCCAACUCAGUCUUUUAGUUACCGUACUGUCAUGUCUGAGAUGUCAGAAUUUGGGUUUCAUUGCUAUGCACCUGAUUGGAUAGGAUUCGGAUUCAGUGACAAGCCUCAGCCAGGAUAUGGUUUUAAUUACACAGAGAAAGAGUACCAUGAGGCCUUUGAUAAACUGCUGGACACGCUGGAGAUCAAGUCUCCUUUCUUUCUCGUUGUUCAGGGAUUUCUUGUAGGGUCUUAUGGUUUAACAUGGGCACUGAAGAAUCCAAGCAAGGUUGAGAAAAUCGCCAUCCUUAAUACUCCCUUGACGGUUUCAUCCCCAGUUCCUGGAUUGUUUAAGCAGCUGAGGAUUCCCCUCUUUGGUGAAUUCACGUGCCAAAAUGCUAUCUUGGCCGAGCGGUUCAUUGAAGGAGGUAGCCCAUACGUCUUGAAGAAUGAGAAAGCUGAUGUGUAUCGUCUACCAUAUUUGUCAAGCGGAGGGCCCGGCUUCGCCUUACUCGAGACUGCUAAAAAGAUCAACUUCGGAGACACCUUGGGUCAGAUUGCAAAUGGGUUUUCAUCAGGCAGCUGGGACAAGCCUACGCUUCUGGCUUGGGGAAUAGUUGAUAAGUACCUCUCUCAGUCUAUAGCAGAGGAGUUUGAGAAACAGAACCCUCAAAAUGUCGAGCUUCAACUCAUCGAAGGUGCUGGCCAUUUGCCUCAGGAAGACUGGCCAGAGAAAGUAGUUGCUGCCCUCCGUUCAUUUUUCUAACUUCCAAAGUUAAACAAGGUAAUGGUGUUAAGAGUAUUACCUCUUUGAUGGAUGUGUGCAAGGCUUCACAUUGCUCUUUGGAGAGGCUAGAAGCAGUCUGCAAUGGGUGGAUUCUUGCCUGCGAAAGAGAAAGACAAGCAGGCAUUAAUACUACAACAUGUAAAUCAAAUCGUAAAAUAUACAAAAAUGUGAAUACUUUGUGAACCAAAUGAGUGGUUGCAUAGAUGAUUCAUUUGAUCUCAAGUUAUUUUAAUAGCUUAAAGGUCAA
Molecule: messenger RNA, 1431 nt
Organism: Brassica oleracea var. oleracea
Lineage: Eukaryota; Viridiplantae; Streptophyta; Magnoliopsida; Brassicales; Brassicaceae
Product: haloalkane dehalogenase 2
Exons: 11
Coding region: 33-1163 (376 amino acids)
Cellular component (GO): chloroplast
Molecular function (GO): catalytic activity
Source: RefSeq, a predicted model, not a curated record